Molecule: messenger RNA, 2384 nt
Organism: Agrilus planipennis (emerald ash borer)
Lineage: Eukaryota; Metazoa; Arthropoda; Insecta; Coleoptera; Buprestidae
Gene: svp
Product: steroid receptor seven-up, isoforms B/C
Exons: 6
Coding region: 1061-2344 (427 amino acids)
Biological process (GO): anatomical structure development; cell differentiation; regulation of transcription by RNA polymerase II
Molecular function (GO): zinc ion binding; RNA polymerase II cis-regulatory region sequence-specific DNA binding; nuclear receptor activity
Source: RefSeq, a predicted model, not a curated record
AAAUCCCAACCACAAGGAUUUUUGGUGGAGACGCCUGCCAGUCUGGAUUUCAUUAUAAAUUCUUGUCUGUUUCUUAGUUAAUUAUUGAAAAAUUUCACAACUUUCAUCCAAUUUUUCAGGUAGUACUACAUCAUAACACGUAUUUUGAAACAACACUUCAAUUUGAUGAUAUAUACCACAACCGUUUUCGAUAGGAUAGAAGAUUAUUGGAAGAAAACUAACGCUCAACAACCACGAUCCGGCAGCAGUCGACUUGGAAAAAGGAAAAAUCCACUAGUUUCGGCGUACAUUAACACAACUUGCACUUCAACUGGAUUGCGGUGUACGAAAAUUUGCACACAAGCAGAUGGAAAUAUCAGAAGUAGAAGUUACGUUAUGACGUUCGUGGCCAGUGUUAGUCAGUUGUAUCUGGUAAAAGAGCAUUGUCAUGGAUAUAAUUGUCUGAUCGAAACGAUACGAGUGACUGCGUUAAAACUGAGCAAAGUGGACGGCGCGGAAGCGUCGCGUCGACAAGAAGCAGGCUGAAGGUAACAGAAGAGGUAGAGCAGUAGUGGUGGUAGUAAAUAAGCUGUGACAACAAGAAGGAUCGCGUGGUAAAGAGAUGAAAUUGAGAGUGAAGUGGAAAUUAGCCAAACCGACCGAAUAAUAUCCGUGGAUACGACGCGUUGUGGUGUCGGUAACACCAACCACGUGCUCAUCAGAAACUUCUUUUCACAUCUUGAAAACGACGCGCACCGACGACUCGAUAUGGCCCGGUGCCGACGUCGCCCCCUCCAUGUCUUCGGUAACGCCCCUUGGCCUAUCGUGACCCGAGUGUGAACCGGGGACCUCCCCGGCCCGCCCAGGCCAAGUCGGUGUCGGACGCGAGACCAAAAGGUCACUAGUAGAGGCUAGAGAGUACUGAGGGGAUGACCUAUCACCUCGGUCGCCACUGUACGUGCUCCUCUUGAGUCGUCCGUCUUCCGAUCUCCGGAAAUUUUCUUGAAAGUGACGACCUCGUCUCCGUGGCUCACGACGAGUGGCCAAAGCAUGUGAUAGCGGUCUCCACCAGCUGCUGACGAUGGCCCUUGUUGCAAGCUCUUGGCGAGAGUCCCCGCUAGUCAACCCGAUCCCGACCAGCUUGAACUCGCUGACCGGCGCGCUGAACCCGUUGCAGAACGCUCUUCCUUCGUCGUUGCCGACCAACAUCAACCCCAUCUCGGCAUUACCGGCAGACAACCCUGCCGAACUGCCCAUCGUUAAUCGGCAAACGCCGUCACAAAAUUCGCAAAAUAGUGCCAAUAGUGCCGAGAAAAACCAAAACAUUGAGUGUGUGGUUUGUGGUGACAAAAGUUCCGGGAAACACUACGGACAGUUUACGUGCGAAGGAUGUAAAUCAUUUUUCAAACGAAGUGUUAGAAGGAACUUAACGUAUUCGUGUAGGGGUAGUAGGAACUGUCCUAUUGACCAACAUCAUAGAAAUCAGUGUCAAUACUGUCGACUCAAAAAAUGUGUGAAAAUGGGAAUGAGAAGAGAAGGUAAGACACUUGCAGCCGUCCAACGAGGGAGAGUGCCUCCAUCCCAGCCAGCUCUACCAGGCAUUCCAAAUCAGUUCCUUACUGGUGGCGACUCAGUUGCCACAAGUCUCAGUAAUCAUUCAUACCUCAGCAGUUAUAUAUCUUUACUCCUUAGGGCAGAGCCUUAUCCCACGAGUCGGUAUGGCCAAUGUAUUCAAGCAAAUAAUAUCAUGGGCAUUGAUAAUAUUUGCGAACUUGCCGCGAGAUUAUUAUUUUCUGCGGUAGAAUGGGCUCGAAAUAUACCCUUCUUUCCCGAUCUACAAGUUACCGAUCAGGUAGCCCUUUUACGGUUGGUAUGGUCAGAACUGUUUGUACUAAAUGCAAGUCAAUGUUCAAUGCCGCUUCAUGUAGCACCACUAAUAGCUGCAGCAGGUCUUCAUGCGUCACCCAUGUGUGCUGAUAGGGUCGUGCAAUUCAUGGAUCAUAUUAGGAUAUUCCAGGAACAAGUGGAAAAGCUUAAAGCCCUCCACGUGGAUUCCGCCGAAUAUUCCUGCUUGAAAGCAAUAGUCCUUUUUACUACUGAUGCAUGUGGCCUGAGCGAUGUGUCCCAUAUAGAAUCCCUCCAGGAAAAAUCUCAGUGUGCUCUCGAAGAAUAUUGUCGUACUCAGUAUCCAAAUCAGCCAACGAGGUUCGGAAAACUCCUGCUGAGACUACCGAGUUUGCGAACAGUAUCGUCGGCAGUUAUAGAGCAAUUGUUUUUUGUUCGUCUAGUAGGUAAAACCCCAAUAGAAACCCUAAUUAGAGAUAUGCUUCUAUCGGGAAGCUCAUUUUCCUGGCCAUACAUGUGAUACUUGAAGCUAUACUAGAAUAUCCUAGUCAAAAAAAAAA